Messenger RNA from Melanaphis sacchari, 2397 nucleotides. It is a transcript of the gene Awh, whose product is annotated as LIM/homeobox protein Awh. Gene Ontology annotation, biological process: regulation of transcription by RNA polymerase II; neuron differentiation. The record is from RefSeq and is a predicted model, not a curated record. The coding region runs from base 488 to 1528 and encodes 346 amino acids. The transcript has 7 exons. Lineage: Eukaryota; Metazoa; Arthropoda; Insecta; Hemiptera; Aphididae. Gene Ontology annotation, cellular component: nucleus. Gene Ontology annotation, molecular function: RNA polymerase II transcription regulatory region sequence-specific DNA binding; DNA-binding transcription factor activity, RNA polymerase II-specific.
ACGGCCCACAUACACACUGGUGGCGGCAGUGCGCGCUCCUUCGUGUAUAUAUGUAAACGUAUAUAAUUUGUAAUAUAAUAUUGUUACAAAAUACGAAUUUUGUAUGUAUAAAAAAAAUUUUAAUAGUGUUCGCCUUACUGGAAUAGUGCAGUGACAGCAGUCGCGGGACAAAUAUUUACCCGAUAUACAAUAAAGACGACCCCGCAAUUUUUUCACGAAAAUUAUCGGCGCGUGUGGGUUUUUUCCGCUUCACCUAAAUUCUUAUUUUUCGGCGUGACUUUCCAAAAAUGUUUCGAGAACGAUUUUGAACGCAGGGUCGGAGAGACGCGGCGCACUUUCAGCUGCAGCGGUCAUCCGACGGUGCGGUUUUUCUUGGAAUUUAUCCUCAAGUGUUACACAUAGGUGUAUAUUGUAUAUAUAUAUAUACUUCGAACGUAUUAUUAUACCGUCUGCUUGCGUCGAGUACACGUACAGCCUAACCGCAGAUAUGAUUCAAGAAAACCGUUUCGAGUUAUGUGGUUUUCCGACUACGUACAUCAAGAACAUGAAGGAGAAAACUGCAGACAAGUCAAGACAUUUAGCGGAAGAUGCUUUAUGCGAGAACAAAAGCUUACACUUUCGUGAAAAGUACGAAUUCGUCCAAUAUGUCAAGACUGAAUCGUUGCAGUGUCGAGGAUGCUCAGAUCCAAUUACGGAUAGAUUUUUAUUGAAGGUUUCUGACAAAAUUUGGCAUGUGUCUUGUUUAAGAUGCUGUGUGUGCAAUUUGGUAUUAGAAGAUGAACCGUCGUGUUUUAUUAAAGAUGAUUCAAUUUAUUGCCGACAGGACUAUGCCAGGAGUUUCGGUACUGUGUGUUCAAAGUGUUCGAAAGGCAUUUCCGCUUCGCAUUGGGUGCGAAAGGCCAGGGAUCACGUUUACCAUUUGGCAUGUUUCCGGUGCGACGCCUGUGACCGUCAAUUGAACACAGGAGAAGAGUUUGCUUUGCACGAAGGUCGUGUUUUAUGCAAACCUCAUUAUUUGGAUAUCGUGGACGGUGGCACUACAAGCUCGUCAGAGGGUGGAGAUUCUGAAAGUUAUCACAGCAAGAAUAAAGCAAAACGAGUACGGACCACAUUUACCGAAGAACAAUUGCAGGUGUUACAAGCUAAUUUUCAAUUGGAUUCUAAUCCCGAUGGGCAAGAUCUCGAAAGGAUAGCGCAAAUUACUGGAUUGAGCAAAAGAGUUACUCAAGUAUGGUUUCAAAAUUCUAGGGCGAGACAAAAAAAGCAUUUGCACACCGGAAAAGUGAAAAGCGCUCCAUCCGGAUUACUUCACCAUCAACAAAACGGUUCCGAAAAUCAUUUCAACCGUCACAUAAAUCUACACCUCACGUAUUCGUUUCAACAGCCUCCGUCGUCGAAUCAUUCUCACCAGAGGGGAUCUCCUAUUUAUAUACCUCAAAAUCCAGCUUCAGAAACAUCGUCCCUGGAUGAUCUGUCUCAAGAUUCUAUAAUGAUGUGUUCGGUGGGCAGGAAUAGUGAUCCGGUAUGAGACGAAGACCGUGGUGGGACCAACAACCAUCCACCACGUUGACGGCGUCCGAAAUAAUAAAUAUUAUUAUGAGAAAAAAAAAUUAAUUGUCUUAAAUUAUUUUUACUGUGAUAUAAACAUAAUUAAUUAGUUAAUGUUUAAUUAUUAGAUGGAAGCCCGUUGCGUUUUUAUCCGUUUGCGUUUUAUAUUAAAAUCUCUAGACGGACAACUCACUCUUCUCGUCGCAUGUACAAAAAUUUAAUUAUCAUAUAUUAGUAUAAAGCAAAAUUUAGUGUUUCGUGUCUAUCGGCCCACAACUUAUGUUAAUUAUUCCCAUAGUUACCAUUAGUUAAGUUCGUCAAUUUAGGGAAUAACGCAAUUAGUGUCUUUUGCACUGUACUACACAUCCACAUUCGCAUUUCUUCACUGAUUCAUAAUUAAGUUUUUAUUUGGAAAUAUUUUUCAAACUUCAUUAAAUUAUAUUAUUAUAAUUAAUAAUAAGCUAAAAUUUUUCUUACCGCGGUCUAUCGCUCUAGCGUAAAGUAAACAGAUAUUAUAAUGUUUAUAAAAAACUAUAAAUCCCGAUGUUUAUACAAAAUGUGUUUGUCGUUUAUUAAAAUAUAGCUUGAAAACAAAACGUGUACACUUCAGAUGUUAUCUACCCGGCGUUAUUUAUUACAAAAUAUGACUACUUAUUGCUUUUGAUAGUUUUUUUUUAAUAAAUUUAAAACAAAUGCAGAUAGGGGACAUAUUAUAUGAUUGUAUGUUCCAACAAAUACUUUGUCGAAAAAAUAUUGUUUCUUUUUCCGUCCGUUACAGUUAUAAUGCGUUCCUAUUAAAAGCAAAUUUUACUUUUUUUCAACCACCGAAAAUAUUUUAUUGUUAUCUAA